CGAGAGGCUAUAAGGACAGAGGUCUCAGGAGUAUUGGCGGGCGAGUCUGUAGCGGCGUUUUCCUCUCUCUCUUUCUCUCUCUGUCUAUUGUUGCCAACAACCAAGGUCUUUCGUUCUAUCAAUACUCGAUCACCAUCCUCCCUCCCUCUCUCUCUCGCCCUCUUCUACUCUCGUUGCUCGUGGGCCGUGAUCACUUGCACGCCCCUUCCUGGUUAACGCGGAAAAUAUCGAAAAGUAAACAAGGAGGCGGCAAAGAAGGGCGGGUUAGAAAGCCAGAGCAAGAUGGCUUACGGCCUGUCGCACUCAUACUUUGGCGCCAACUUCAUUUCCGACUUCAACUUUAUCAACUACGACGAUCCGUCCAAUGGCUUUGUGAGGUACCAGAGCCAGCCUGAUGCCCUCGCAAAGGGCCUCUACUCGAUCAACCCAAACACGCAGGCCGUGACGCUGGGCGUCGACAACACCAACGUCUAUGGCCUCGAUGAGGGGCGCCCGAGCUUGAGGCUCGAGAGCAAGAGGCAAUAUAACCAUGGCCUGUUCAUCGGGGACUUUGCGCACAUGCCGCCGUCUGUCUGUGGGUUGUGGCCAGCAUUCUGGAUGUACGGGACAGAUUGGCCCGUGGAUGGCGAGAUUGAUAUCAUUGAGGGCGCCAACCAGGCCACCAUGAAUAUAAUCUCUGGACACACCACGGAAGGAUGCCGUCUCCCGGACGAACCACAAGCCGCCGGCGAGCCGCUGCUUCGAGACUGCGAAAGUCCAGGUGUAAGCCUCGUUCUUCGCCCCUCAUCCCUUCCUCCAAUUCAUCCCCGGUUCUCGCUGACGCGCGCCAAACAGACUACCAACAACGCCGGCUGCAACUAUCUGCCCCCCGCGUCGCAACCGCACACCUACGGCGAUUCGUUCAACGCCGUCGGCGGCGGCGUAUACGCCCUCGAGUGGACCUCAGAGGCCAUCCGCAUCUGGAGCUGGCCGCGGUAUGGCAUCCCCAGCGACAUCGUCGCCAAGACCCCCGACCCGUCUACGUGGGGCCUGCCUUCGGCGCUGUUCGGGACGUCGAGCUGCGAGGUGGACCGGUACUUCAGAAAUAUGAGCCUUGUGAUUCAGACGAACUUCUGUGGUGAUUACGCCGCCAACAUAUGGGGCAAUGACGGAGAUACCUGCAAUCAGCGGGCCCCGACCUGCGUCGAAUACGUGGCGAAUAACCCUGGUGCCUUUAGCAAUGCAUACUGGGAGGUCAACUACAUUGACGUAUACCAGGCCUAUGCCGCCAAUGACACGGGCCCAGCGGAGCCGACAACGACGACGACCAUCAAGGUCACGUCCACAAUCUACAUGACGGUGCCGAAUCCCGCCACCAUGAUGACGAGCAUCAUGCAGAACGGCACCAUGCUCGUCUCCUCCAUGAGAAGCAACCCGGCAGGCCCAACGGCCACCGCUCCGCCGAGCCCGUCCACCGACCCGAUCGUCCCGGGGCGCGAUCCGGCAACCGUCGGCGAGUACGCGUACCUCGGCUGCUACGGCUCCACGACCGGAUUCCAGACGUUCUUGCUCAAAGCAUCGCGGCCGGAUUUGACGGUCGAGGAGUGUGUUAACCUGUGCAGGCCUGGUAGAUAUGCCGCCCUCCGUGGAAGCGAAUGCUUCUGCGCGGAGGUCCUCGACCCGGACACCAGAGCCGAGGCGGAUCGCGGGCGCUGCGAUAUCCCCUGCCCGGGCAACAGCGUGCAGCUCUGCGGCGGCACCACCGGCGUCUCGCAGGCCCCCUCGCGCCUCAUGCAUCUCCACCGCCGUGCCGCGCCGGCCAACUACCUACUCACCGUCUACGGCCGCGUCUCCGACGACGUGUCGGGGCCGCCGCCGCCGCUGGGAGAUCCCGAGCCGCACCCGCCCUCGACCUCGACGGUCGUGACGACCAUCACGUACACUACCGUCGACGCGACCGAUCUCGCGUCCCUGGUCCCCGUGGAAUACCACACGACGAUCUUGGUGCCCGGGUGUAACAAGUACUGCGGCGACAGGGCCCCGGCGGCGGUCUGCGUGCCGCUGACGACGACGGUGGCCUCGUGCGAUGCGUGCGGCGCGAACGGCUCGAGCCAGGUCACGCUGGCGGUGCCGUUGCAGAUCGCCGCCGUGCCGUUCACGACGCCCGCAACGGGGUACUGGCCGAUGAGCGGGCAGACGACUCCGGUCCUUCCCGGGGGUCCGACCGGGAUCCUCGCGCCGUCACAGGUUUUGGUCAGCGCCGCAGCGGGUGGGAGCCAUGUGUGGGCUGUGCGCCUGGGAGCGGCCAUCGUGAUGGUGCGCUUCGUGUUGAUGUUCCUUUGAUAGGUAAUAGGCAUCACUGGCGGAUCGGUAGGGCUGGUUCCCGGAGCAUUUGGCGGAGCAUCUGAAACCUACUUUCCUCACUUUCCUACACAUUCAUUAGCAUAGACAUCGUCAUGAUACCACCACACCAGCGCAACGGGCGCAUGCGUUUAUUAGUACUAGUUCUAUACAGAUAGCAACGAGAUAUU
Messenger RNA from Colletotrichum navitas, 2510 nucleotides. Its product is annotated as concanavalin A-like lectin/glucanase domain-containing protein. Gene Ontology annotation, biological process: glucan catabolic process. The record is from RefSeq and is a predicted model, not a curated record. Lineage: Eukaryota; Fungi; Ascomycota; Sordariomycetes; Glomerellales; Glomerellaceae. Gene Ontology annotation, molecular function: hydrolase activity, hydrolyzing O-glycosyl compounds. The transcript is spliced from 7 exons. The coding region runs from base 283 to 2322 and encodes 679 amino acids.